Umbelopsis ramanniana AG is the source of this 1039-nucleotide messenger RNA. RefSeq lists its product as uncharacterized. Gene Ontology annotation, molecular function: microtubule binding; dynein light intermediate chain binding. The transcript has 8 exons. Gene Ontology annotation, biological process: cytoplasmic microtubule organization; cytoskeleton-dependent intracellular transport. The coding region runs from base 117 to 1004 and encodes 295 amino acids. Gene Ontology annotation, cellular component: cytoplasm; centrosome. The record is from RefSeq and is a predicted model, not a curated record. NCBI's taxonomy places the organism in Eukaryota, Fungi, Mucoromycota, Umbelopsidomycetes, Umbelopsidales, Umbelopsidaceae.
AAAACGCACUGCUCGACUCCUUUAGCUGCCUUGUAAUUGCAAGGUGAUCUCCACUUUCAGCAACCUAACUUUAGUCUUGGCAGGAACAUUAGCCAAGACGACCAUCUUUUUCGAGAAUGAAGUUAUCUAAAGCUCAAGAAUCUAAUGCAUCGGCUUUUGUCGAAUGGGUCAAUAGCUUUGAUCGUUUGUCUCACUCUUGCACUCAAAUAACGGAUCUAUCAGAUGGCAUUAUAUUAUUUGAAGUGCUAGCUCACAUAGACGCAAAGUGGUUCAAAUUAAUUCGAUCUGCAGAUCUCAGCGAUAACUGGGUGUUAAAGUUUAAUAAUCUCAAAAAGCUAUACAAAUUAGUCACUCGGUACUAUGAGGAGGUGCUAGGGCAACAGGAUUUCACCGACAAGAUACCAAAUAUUAAUCUAACAGCCAUAGCUAAGGAUGCGGAUGCCGAUGAAAUUCUUAAAUUGUGUCAGUUGGUGAUUGUUAUCGCCGUCCUCAACGACAACAACUCCAUAUAUAUUGAGAAGAUGCAAAGCUUGUCUCAAUCAAGUCAACAUGCUCUCAUGGUGUGCAUUGAGCAGGUCAUGGUCAUUGUUCAAGGCCGUUCCGCAGAACCUGGCGGUAACCUCCCAAGCAUGGGUACUCAACGACAAGCCUCAUUCAACGAAGGAGAAACAGUUUCUCGACAUCAGUUUGAGAGCAACCGCAUGGCAUUGGAGAAAGAAGAGUUGGAAAAUGCUCAUCAGCAAUUGAUAGAAGAACAUGGCCAACUUCGCUAUAAAUAUGAUGAACUGGAAGCGGAGAAAGCCGAACUCAAAUCACGCCUUCACGACAUGGAUUCAGCCGUUGCGCAAGCCAAUGAAACUGGAAAGGCAGAUUUCAUCAUGAGAACAGAAAUCGAUCAUUUGAAGCAGGAUCUCCAACGUAGCGAAGAUCGCAGGCAAGAGUCAGAGAUGCUCUUGGAUAGCCAGAGCAUCACAAUAUCGGACUUGACAAAGCGGGUAAGUUAAAUACUAGAUUCGUGAAUGGCGUGUUGCUGGUCUUG